Messenger RNA from Grus americana (Whooping crane), 3582 nucleotides. It is a transcript of the gene OIP5, whose product is annotated as Opa interacting protein 5. Gene Ontology annotation, biological process: chromosome segregation; CENP-A containing chromatin assembly. NCBI's taxonomy places the organism in Eukaryota, Metazoa, Chordata, Aves, Gruiformes, Gruidae. The record is from RefSeq and is a predicted model, not a curated record. The coding region runs from base 108 to 797 and encodes 229 amino acids. Gene Ontology annotation, cellular component: chromosome, centromeric region; chromatin; nucleus. The transcript has 5 exons.
AGAGGAUUGAUGCACCCGUUGCCUAAUGGCAACGCAGAUCUGUGAAGAGCUUUCCAAUUGUGAGGCCGGGAAGGCGGGCACCGCGCUCGAACGCAAGGCGGGAGAAGAUGGCGGUGCGUCGACAGCUGCAGGAGCUGUUCCAGGACCCGCAGCUUGAUGGAGUCAUCACUGUGGAGCGGCCGCCGUCCCCCGCCGCUACCACAUGGACCUUGCGGUCGCCGCCUACCUCGCCGCUGGCCGCGGGGGUGGCGUUGCCACCGCGGCGGCAGGGGCCGCUGCCGGAGGACUGUGCCAUGUUCCAGUGCCGCGGCUGCUGGGCGGUGCUGGGGGACUCGCUGCACCUGUGCGCGCAGGAGGAGCGGCGGCUCGGCCUCCUCGUCUGCUUCAAAGUCACAAACGACGUGGCCUGGGAGGAUUCGCUGAUGAUCGGCCUCGAGGGAGCCCUGCUGGGAUGUGCUUACAAUGCAUUAUCCUGUCGGUCAUGUGGCUUGGUCGUGGGCUUCAUUCUUUAUUCUGCCUCCAGUGACCUGGCAUAUCUCCGAGGCUUCUUCUGUUUCUUCAAGGACAGCAUCCUCUGUUAUCUCUUAAAAAAACAAAUGAUAAUAGAAGCUUCUAAGGUGAAUUUUCCUGCUGUGACCUUAAAGGAACAACUGCGGGAACUGAAAGAAAAGCUUGUGGAAGUCCACAUUCGCAUAGAAUUGCUAAUGAAGAAGCUGGAGGAACUGGAAAAAAUAACGCAGCAGAAAGGCAAAGCUCUGUAUCAGAUGCAGUUGGCCUACCACCAGGAUAUGCAAUAGUUAGGGUCAACUAAUAAUAUGCCAUUUUCAAGAACUGCUGGAGUUGUUUCUGCAUCUAUGUUGUGUGUGUUCAUUAUGAUGAAAUAAUGCACCAGAACAGGUUUGAGUGUUGAUCUGUUACUUUAUCUGUGUAUAGAAAGAACUGACACUUAAGUGCAGUGCUAAGGGGAAGACCUGAAAAUCUGACAUAGUGUAGUUAUGCUUGGAAAAAUGAACAGCUCACCCAUGCAGCACAUCACUCUCUGAGACAGUGUAACUAUGACUUUGAUUCUCCCUAAUGACUUCAGGGGAAAGAACAGCCUUUGAAAUACUAAAAUCAGGUUUCUGGAACUACUAACAUACUAACAAGAUGAUGUUCAAGAGGAGCUAUUAGAAAUUGAAUGUUCUUACAGACAUCUGAAGUUCUCCUACCUCUUCAUGUAGAUAGUGUUAAUGGCAACUGCCUGUUGCUGAAGUGGCUCAUGGGCUACAUCAGGUAUGUGAGGCACUGCUAAGUGGCAUCCUGAUUAGAUUUGCUUGUGUAUGUAGCCUACAAAAGGAACAAGCUAGCAUGUCACAGAAGCCGCACAGCAUGCUUAGCACAUGGACCUGGAUGGCACAAUGCUGGCUGGAGCACAAGGUUUUGGAUUUCAAAUUCAAGGGGAACCUACCUGCCUGCCAAGUCCUCUGGACGUGCAGCCAUAGGGCUGCACGGGACUGAGUCAAGUUCUAGCAGCUCCGUGAAGCUUAGGUUGUGAGCAGCUGCCUUUGACAGAUAUGAGCCUUCCUUUCUGGGGCUGAAGCCGUGAAACCAAGGAACGGUCUUUUUUUCUCAUUCACUUCUGCUCAAUUGUGGGAGCAGUGCUCUGCUGAAGUCAUGAUGGAAUGCCUGCUGCCUUCCUUGGCUGGUUGAGAUGUUUCAUACAAAAUACCUAAUAGGUACUCAUCGGCAUUUCUCUCUAUUUUGAAUGGGGUCUGCUUCUUUCCAAACAUCUAGGAAGUAAUUUGAUGGAAAAGAAAGAACACUACUUACCCCUUGUUAUUGGGACAGAAUAUGUUUAUCCCUAAGUCUUGUUAGUUGGAAGAUUAAGGGUUCUUUUCCUCUCCCUUUUGCUGCCUAAAGGGCUUAUGUUUUAAACCUUCCGUAAAGUUUAGUAGUUGUCUGUAGUCGUCUAGAGAGGAUUGCAUUUACUUGAUCAACUUGAUUCCAGUGACGCAAUUUGUCAUUCCUUACUUCCAUUUCCAUAUAUGAUUGGCAGAUUUCACUCCCCAUUGUGGCUGUGAUGCCAGUACUUCCUGUAUUUCAUGGUCUUCAUUGUUUUAUUUGUAAAAUAACUCUUGGGCUUGGAGCAGAAGGGACAAAACUCACUGCAAGGCACCUCAGAGGCUUUAGGGGGGCAGCUGGUAUUUAUACUGCUACUAAUGUUCACUGGGCUGCUUUUUGAUUAAUCCUUCUGAUUAAGCAAUAAUAUGGAAUAUCAACAGCCAUUCUGCAGGGAGAGGAGAGGCAUGCUCUGUUAAAUUCUCAUGCUAUAUGCUAUCUAAACUAUUUUUAUUGUUUUACAAAUUUGACAGGCAUAAGUGCAAAAAUACAGCACUUUUCAAUGACAGCUAAAUUCAGGAUAUCAAAAGUAACUAUCAUCUGAAGUGUUACACUCUUGUAAGGUCUGUUUCAUUGCCUGUAAUGAUAAAUGUCAUCCUCUCUAAAAUAAACUCUAUCCUGAACCCUUGGAACAACUGGGAGGUUGUUUUUAGCAGUUGUCACUGUAUAUGCAUGUAAAAUUUGGACAUGCUGUAUUUGACUUUUUUUUUCCGUUAUUAAGAACAGAGACUUUUUUAGAGCUGUGUUGUGCAGUGACUUCUGCAUUAUGUUUAAGGACCUAUUGGUUAUUAACUGGGGUCUUGUGACUCAGCUCACUUUGUGCAAGCAUCUCCCCAUCUUGGGUAAAUGCUUUCCACUGUGUAACUUCACCCUUAUGUUACUUUCUAAGUGAUGGCCCUUUUGUUGCAUCAGUCUAAGAAACACGAUCGAUAACAGGACUACUCACUUCUGCCCUUUCAUUCUGGUUUCUGCAUUGAGACUGUUUUUUGCUAUAUACUUCACAUCUAUACUGUGUAUAAGAGUGCUAAAUUGUCUUGCUUCGUUUAGCUAAGUGUCCACCCCUAAAAGGAAAACAAAUCUGUCAGUUACAAUUUUUUGUAUUAUCUUUACAGUUGUAAAUAAGAAACUUUUUAAAUUAAACAAGCUGAAAUGCAGAAAUAUAUAUUGUGCAGAUCACUGAUAACAUCAUGUGAGUCACAAGCCCGCUUCUUUUCCUUAGAUUACGUUUGCAGAAAAAAACAGUUGAUGUUGCUUGGGUCCCGGUUCAUUAUGAAGCAUUAAAUUAAUGGUUCCUCAUAUUACAUUACUUAGCAUGAAUUUAAACAAAUAAUGCAUAUGCACUAAAUAAUUGCUGGUAUAUUUUAAACUACAUUUCUCUAAUCUUUGGAACUGGGAGGACGUCCACUCUGUUGAGUCAAGCUGUGGUCCUUCAUGUCUAUUUGUCAAAUGAUGUGUUUUCUUGGCACUAACUACUGCCUGAUUUACCUGCUGACGCUCCCAGCAGUACAGGGUUCUAAGUACAUUCCAAGAAGCAAGCUGCAUAAAAUAAAUGCAUUAUCUCUCUAACUCUGCAUCUUGAGAGAUGUGUUCUAGCUUUAAGAGCAGCCAGGGCCAGUCUGGCUUGGGAAGGAUGGAUGGAUUCUCUGUUUAAAUGAAUACCAACCAUUUAGAAAGUGAGUCUUGAGGUCAGGCCUUCUUAUGUUA